This is a messenger RNA of Parnassius mnemosyne (clouded apollo), 4480 nucleotides long. The record is from the annotation of a GenBank genome assembly. Lineage: Eukaryota; Metazoa; Arthropoda; Insecta; Lepidoptera; Papilionidae.
AACCUUUCUAAUUUCUAUAUAGUUUGUGGUACUCUAUACUAACCUCAAUUUCGGUACUUCUUAAUUUGAGGUGAGCGUUGUUUUUAUUUGGUGUUAUUAAAAUCGUUAAAAAUGGAUAUUAACAUGAUUGACUUGAUGGAUUUAGAAGAUUUGGACAUGCUGGAGACCACUCUGCGACCUGAUAGACAUCGACAUCGUGUGAAUCCGUUUGAAUUGAGUGACGAAGAUUUUAGGUAUAAGUAUAGGUUCUCAAAACGUUUCGGAGAAAAAAUAGUGGGUAUCUUACGUGAGGAUUUAGUGCACGACCCUCGAGGAUGCCCAUUGAGUCCUGAAAUUCAAGUGGUUUGUGCAUUACGCAACUGGGCUCGCCAUGAAAUUCAAGACGAUACAGCUGGUUUACAUAGUGUGUCUCAACCAGUAGUCAGUAGGACAUGUAAAAAAGUAGCGGAAAUUUUGUCACGGAAGUCCCGAGAAUUUAUUAAAAUGCCUACUACUUUAAAUGAACAGCAGGAAACCAUUAGGAAAUUUCGCAGUAUUGCUAAUUUUCCUACAGUAAUUGGCGCAAUUGACUGUACUCACAUACGAGUAAAGAAAGUGAAUGCUGAUGGGGGUCAGUUAUAUAUUAAUAGAAAAGGAUUUUCUUCAAUUAAUGUACAGGUGGUUUGUGAUGCUGACCUGAAAAUCAUGGACAUUGUUACCAGGUGGCGUGGUAAGAUGUGUUUUCUGGUGAGAGAGAUAGCAUUGAACAAUAUUCAUCUGAACCUAUAGUACAAAGAUAUAUUGCACCAUCAAUAAGGGGAAAUAUUAGAAGAAGACAGUUUAUUGAAACUCAUUUUCAGUAGACAUAAUACCCAUUUAUAAAGGAAAAUAUUUCUGCAGAGCCGUUGUCAGCUGUCAAAGAAUAACGACUACAUAUUCACCAAUAUGAAAUAAAUUCAGGGGAGUAUUGUGAUAAUAUUUCAUUUAUUGAGGAAAAUGCUUUUAUUUAGGCUAUAAAUGAUUGUGUUUCAGGGAAAGAUGCGGGGUACAGCACAUUCCACAUCAAUAUGAAGCUAUAUUAUAUAAAGAUUUAAGUGCUGUAGAGAUAUGUUUAGAUUUUUUAAUAAAUAUCGUCCCUCCUCUACAUUCACAGCCGGAUUUCCUUUCCAGAGGUGCAAGGGUCCACGGGGAGUAGGACUGUAUGAUGACUAAGUAAAUAGGUUUAGUUUUUUUUAUUAUAGUUUUUUACUAUUGUAUAUUAUAUUUCAUUGUUAUGUAAAUAAAAUGCAUAUUAAUUAUAAUUAUUUAUUUUAAUUAUUAAUAAAAGAUGUACAAAUAUUUGCAGCAAUUAAGUACCUGAAAAUAAUAGUUUCAUAUAUGAGGAUAUUUACAAACAUGUAUCUGAUAUAGUCUCAAAUAUUUAGUUUUUUUUUAUAGGAUAAUGGUGAUAAACACAGUCUACCACACACGCACGCACGCACGCACGCACGCACGCACGCACGCACGCACGCACGCACUCACACACACACACACACACACAGACGUCCACAUCUAUCCUCGACUACAAAUCAAAAUGCAGAUGCGUUGUCACCCGUGUGGAGUAAGAUGGAAUGCCUCGUUUCCUGUAAAAGAGGUCUCUCUCAUACAAAAUUUGUACAAAAAUUUAUCCAAAAUUUGUCAAUAAACAAGUUUAAAUGUUUUAUUAAAGAAAAAUUUUAUAAAAAGGUUAUUAUAAUAUCAAAGAAUACAUAAAUGAAAAUAUUGGAAAUACUGGAAUUAAGGUGAUCGCCACCAUGGUGGUUCUAUUAAAAUUCAUUUAAAAAUUGUACAAAUAAAAUUAUUGUUAAGAGAAAUAUGUUUAUAAAAAAGUCCCGCUGGGUUUCUUACUAGUUCUUCCCAGGACUGAGGUAUUUUCCGAACCAGUGGUAAAUAAAAAAUGUCUUUCAAUAAGUAUUCUGUAAUAAUCUAUAUUUAAUAAAAAUCAUUCUAUUCUAUUCUCGUUCUAUAAACUCACCAUAAUAAAAAACACAGCAGCAUUAAGCUGCUAUUUAACUUGUGUUUUUCUGACUUUCUAAUAAAGAUAUUUGUAACUCUAAUUUUCUAAUUUUUAGGUUAGCUAUUUUAAUAUUGUAUUUAUGUUCCUCUUCCAUCAUUUCCAGUUGUCUUUUUUUAAAAUCUGUGUUACUUUUUACAAUUGUUUGGUGUACAUCUUCUCUUCUGUAAAAUGAAAUGGAAUACUUAAUGUAAGUUUUGUAGUUAUUUUAGACAUUUACAAAGUAUUCUAGAGUAAUAAAAGUGCACUUAACCUUGUACACCAAUUAAAGAAAUAUUUUUUUAAUUAUUUUUAAAUCAAUUCAUAUUAAACUUUGCUUUUAAUAUUUGAAAACAUGAAACAAUUUUCAGUGUUUAAAUACUAAUUUUCACAUUUUAAAAAGUAUGUAAUGUAUCAGACUAUGUAAUUUUUUCAACAUACCUAUUUUGCAAGCUAUUUUUCCUGUUUUUAAUUUUUGUUAUACCCCUAGUAAUAAUAUCUUUAUUGUUGGUUAUUUUCACCAUUUUGGCUCUUUCUUCUGUAUCUGUAGUUGGAUCUAUCUCUAAAAAUUAAUAUAAAUAUAACAGUUUUAGAAAAUUAACAUUUAUAAUAUUUACAAACUUGUAUGCAUAUGAUUGUAACUAUAAUAAUAAUAUAUUUUGCUUUUUAAUAAAUAUUCAAUCAGUAUUAUUUACCUUGCACAUAUACAAAAUUGGGUUCUGGAUUUUCUACAUUUUUAACUAUAGCUGUGUCUGUUUUUUCAAAAUUAAGGCGAGGCUUAGGGUCAGCAACUUCUUUUGAUGUUGUAGCCACAGUCACUGGAUCCUAAAAUAAAUCAUUAAAACAUUUAUUAACAUGUUUUCCUGUCACCUGUCACCUCUAUUUUGCCCUUUAUUGAAUCAGGUAUUUUCUAUGUUGUAGAAAUAUUAUUAUGAUCCAAGACAAAAGGUAAUUUAAUAAAUUAUUAAUUAUAAUACCUAAUAGACAAAAAUAGAAAAUUAUAAUCGGACUGUGUAGAUAAUCUAGUAACAUGUGUGUUAUGAUAUUAUAUAGACCACUAUAUAUGAAUUUGUGACAUUUCAAUUUUGAAUAUAAUUAAUUAUAAAGAAAUUUAUGUAUUGUUACUAAGUAUAUUAAAUUUGGAAUAUUCGGAAAAUAAUUUUGGAUUGUAAAUUGUAUGCUUUAAGAGUAGAUUUCAGAGCACUACCUAGGUACUAAAGUAAUGGAAAAUAAAGUUCUUUAAUUUUAAUUAAAUUUGUAAGACAUGUAAGUAAUUUUAUUUACCACUGCAUCACUAUCAUAAUUAUUAACUUCAACGAUAAAGUCGUGAGGGGCAAUGGACAUUAUUUCCAAGUCCUCAAGAGAAGGUGAUGGAGGUUUUCCGCCACCCCCGGUCUUUGAUUGUUCCCUCCUAUAUGUGUAUAAGUUUGAUUUAGCACACAACUUCAUUCUUUUCCAAGAUAAUUUCAAUUCACCAUCUGAUCGACGUUUAUCUGUUAUCUCAUUAAAUCUAAAAAAAAAUACGAAAUCACGUAAACAAUACCGUACCUAUUUGUACACAUAACAAAUGCGAUAAGUACUUACUUAUUAGUUAUAUUCUUCCACUCUUUUAUUUUUUGAAUAUUUACCGAUGUUUUUGUCGACUUAUUCUCUAUUAUAUGUGCUGAUUGUGAAAUAAGUGUACGUAAUAUUUCCUAUAAUAAUAAGAACAUUCCUUUUAGUUGAAAUAAGGAUAAUAGGAGGAUAAGAGUAUUGGUACGUACUGACACAUAAAUUUCGAUAUUUCACUAACUUUUUCUUCAGAACUCCAAUUUUCACCCCGUUUUUUCUUUUGUUCCAUUAUUAUAUAAAUAUAACUGUAAUAGCAAGUACUUUUAAUUAAUUAAUUAUUAAUAAUUUAAUUUACUUAUUAUAAGGCUGCAAUAUAAACUAUUUUGAACGUCUCGAAUCCCGCGCUCGCGUUACCUCUGUAAUUCACUACAUUUCACGCUAGAGUUGUUAAACUGAAAACAACUUGAUAUAAUCAAAAGCGCGUCAAAAGUAUAUGUCGUGCUUGUUCAAUAGAUUUUAACGUAAACAAAUAACAAUGUAUGAUAUGUUUUUGUAUUGAUGGAUAAUUAUUUAAGCAUAAUUAAGUGUGAAAAUAAUAUUAAUAUUUUAUGAAACCGAACGUUGCAUUGAAGGAAACCUGUAUGAACGAAUGAUAGUGUCAUUUUUUGUUUUUUAUCUGUGAAUGAUAUUUAAUAUAAUACUAACGUUGGUAUUAACUGGUCCUCGGGUAGUCUGCGUUUUGUAGGUAAUAAGCACACGUUUUAGUGCUGGUAUUAACUAGAAUAUUGUAACAAACCUGGACUUCUUACUCCUAAACUUAACCCAGUACUAAAACAUUUUUUUGGAAUAAGACUGCGAACAGAUAGAGAGCAUUGUCACGAGCGAUCUAGAAAAUUAUAGAAGAAACGAAAAAUUUAU